AAAAAAAAAAAAAAAAAUAGAGAAAAGAAAAAAAGAAAAAGUUAGGAACCUUAAUUUUAUAAAUCCGACCCGGAACAUAGGCCUCAUUUCCAUCCUUGGGCGGGAAAUAGGAAGUGAAGGGGAGAAAUGAAGGGAAGCCAUAAGGAAUAUAAUCCUUCCUUUUUUUCUUCUAGUCGAACAAUAUGACGAAGGGUACUAGUUCAUUUGGUAAACGCCAUACCAAGACCCACACUUUGUGUCGUCGUUGCGGUAACCGUGCUUUCCACAAACAAAAGAAGACUUGUGCUCAAUGUGGAUAUCCCUCUGCCAAGAUUAGAUCUUUCAACUGGUCUGAAAAGGGUAAGAGAAGAAAGACUACCGGUACUGGUCGCAUGGCUCACUUGAAGGAUGUUCACCGUCGUUUCAAGAAUGGUUUCCGUGAAGGUUCUCAAGCCAAGAAGCAAACCGUUGCCUCUGCUUAAGUUUGUUUAUAAAUAAAACAAUUAUUUGGCAAAUCUUACUGUAAUCGCACCAAUUUUUUUAUGUUUCUUUCUUUUUAUACAUGUGAAGAGAGGAUGAAUGUAAUCAUGGAAAUUUUGGGUUAUCAAUAGAAAUUUUCGACCAUCAAUAUACAAAUCAUUAUUGUAGUUUAUGGUUGAAUCGUUUGAAAGAAAAUAAAGGUCCAACAUUAGUCUACCUAUUUUUCAUCUUUUGUUAAGCAAAGUAUCAAAAAGUUGGCUAUUAAGGGGGAGUGAGUCAAGAAUGACUUAAUUAAAGUGACAACUUGUCAACAGUGUUAUUCAGU
This is a messenger RNA of Rhizopus microsporus ATCC 52813, 784 nucleotides long. RefSeq lists its product as uncharacterized. The transcript is spliced from 4 exons. Gene Ontology annotation, cellular component: ribosome; cytosolic large ribosomal subunit. Gene Ontology annotation, molecular function: RNA binding; structural constituent of ribosome. The record is from RefSeq and is a predicted model, not a curated record. The coding region runs from base 183 to 461 and encodes 92 amino acids. NCBI's taxonomy places the organism in Eukaryota, Fungi, Mucoromycota, Mucoromycetes, Mucorales, Rhizopodaceae. Gene Ontology annotation, biological process: translation.